Messenger RNA from Chara braunii, 1678 nucleotides. The record is from the annotation of a GenBank genome assembly. NCBI's taxonomy places the organism in Eukaryota, Viridiplantae, Streptophyta, Charophyceae, Charales, Characeae.
CUUAGAAAAGUGUAUCAUGUGACAUGUGUAUAUAAAUUGGGAUGUCAACUCCACUUCCGGUAAGCACGGCGAGUUCUUGGUGCGCUUCUUCUAAGUUCUUGACACGGCCGGUGGCUCGACGAGCUGCGCAUUUCGGGAUCUUCUCCUUGGCGUGAGCAGUGGCAGAACUCCAAGGGCUGGUGGCCCAGGUGAGUCCAUAAGAACAAAGUCUAGAAGCGCAUCAUGACAAGGGGAGUAGGCAACAUGUCUUCACUGGUCUUCUUCACAGUUAGCGUGCUACUGCUCGCUGUUGCAUUUGUGGAUGUUAGUGCAUCUGGCAGCGGCUUUGUUGUUGUGAAACCACAUGGCUGCACGCACGACAAUGAGUGUUCCUAUGGCCAGAAGUGUUGUAAUGGAGACUGCAAGACGUGUGCUUGUUGCACCGACGCCCACUGCGGCUAUGGAAAAAAGUGCUGCAAUGGUGCCUGCACCAGUGCCGCGUGCUGCUCUGACAGCCACUGCGGCUAUGGAAAGAAGUGCUGCGGCGGCCAGUGCAAGGAGUGCUGCAGCGACAGCCAGUGUGGCUAUGGAAAGAAGUGUUGCAAUGGUGCCUGCUCCACUGCCGCGUGCUGCUCUGACAGCCACUGUGGCUAUGGAAAGAACCACUGUGGCUAUGGAAAGAAGUGCUGCGGCGGCCAGUGCAAGGAGUGCUGCAGCGACAGCAACUGUGGCUAUGGAAAGAAGUGCUGCGGAGGAGUCUGCACCAGUGCCCAGUGCUGCACUGACAGCCACUGCGGCUAUGGAAAGAAGUGCUGCGGUGGCCAGUGCAAGGAAUGCUGCAGCGACAGCACCUGUGGCUAUGGAAAGAAGUGCUGCGGAGGCGUCUGCACUAGUGGUCAGUGCUGCUCUGACAGUCACUGCAGUUACGGACAGAAGUGCUGCAGUGGCCAAUGCAAGGAGUGCUGCUCUAGCAGCCAAUGUGGCUAUGGAAAGAAGUGUUGUGGAGGCUCAUGCAAGAAGGUGGAGUGCUGCGCUAACAGCGACUGUUCAUAUGGCAAAAAGUGCAUCGAUAACUGCUGUAAGUAAGAGGGCCACGGGCCACUACAAGACAAGAAUUUCAAAGCCAUAUCUAGGGGCUAGUUUGAUAUUUUGCAAGGGAUGUAAUGCAACGGAAAUUGAACUGCAAGACCGGCAACUACAGCACGCAAUAGCAGGAGGGCAUCUAUAGACUAUCCUAGGUGGAUUGGCAUCUGUAGCGGACAAUAAUAGUAGGAAUGGCAACCAUAGCACGCAAUAGCAGGAGUGCAUCUAUAGCAGGAGGGCAUCCAAGGCAGGACAACAUCUAUAGCAGGACUGAAGUCUGAAGGUGUCAGUCCCCCGGGAGCGGCGGGAGGUCGAGAAGCCUGAUGGCAAUGCAACACCGUCGGAGUUCGCACAAAAAUGAGCGCUUUCUAGUGUAGCUGGAAAAGCUUCAUGCAUCAAGCCCAAGAUGUGCUGAAUCGCUUUAUGUUAUAAUUUACGGAGACUUGGGACGGAAUUCCAUCAAUAUGAAAAAACUCUAAUGUGUCUCGUAUAUAUAUACUGGCAAUGGAUAGCACAAGUGCACCUGAAACGUUGCAGAGAUGUUUGCCAAAUUGCCAGUGCUCAUUAUCAUUGUCUUGGACAGCCACUUUUUUGCAUUGUACAAGGAUUACUAAAG